Molecule: messenger RNA, 1740 nt
Organism: Meloidogyne enterolobii
Lineage: Eukaryota; Metazoa; Nematoda; Chromadorea; Rhabditida; Meloidogynidae
Source: the annotation of a GenBank genome assembly
AUGGACAGAACCGAAGGAGAUAUUUAUGGUUGGGGAUGGAAUGGUUAUGGACAAUUAGGAAUUUUGCCUGAAGAAUGUUCAAUACAACCAACUCCAUAUCCUUUUGAUUUGCCUGAUAUUUUAGAUGAAAAGGUAGAGAGUAUUAAUUGUGUUGGAAAUAAUUCUUUUAUUAAAUUCUCAAAUGGAAAGAAUUUUUGUUUUGGUGAAUUAGAAAAAUCUUCUUACAUGGAUUCUAAAGAAUUGGAAGGGGAUGCUUCCACAUCAACAAUAAAAGAUUUUGAAUCUGAUGAUCAACCAGAAAUGAAACGUGCUAGACAUCAUAGAAAUUUACAUGUUGCUGUAGCUGGUUGUUCUCAUGGUCAAAUGGAUACAAUAUAUGAACGUUUAACAAAUGUAGAAAAGCAAAGAAAUGUAAAAUUUGACUUACUUUUAUGUUGUGGGGACUUUCAAGCAAUUCGAAAUCAUGGAGAUCUUCAUUAUUUUCAUGCCCCGCCACAUCAUCGCAAACUUGGAACAUUUUACAAGUAUUAUAGUGGAGAAAAGAUAGCCCCCAUUCUUACUUUAUUUAUUGGAGGAAAUCAUGAAAGUAGUGGUUAUAUGGCUGAAUUACCUUAUGGAGGUUGGGUAGCACCGAAUAUUUGGUAUAUGGGCUACGCUUCGGUCAUUCAAUUUGCCGGUUUACGUAUUGCUGGGCUGUCGGGAAUUUUUAAAUCAAAUGAUUACAAUAAGGGUCAUUUUGAACGUCCACCAUUUCAAGAACAUGGUUCUGUUGUUUCUGCUUAUCAUGUUCAUUCUAAAAUUGAUAUUUGUAUGUCUCAUGACUGGCCGGCAGGAAUUACUGACUUUGGAGAUUGUAAUUGGUUAUUGAAAAGAAAACCUUAUUUUGCUGAAGAUAUUCAAUUUAAUAGACUUGGAAAUCCGGCAACAAUGAAUCUUCUUCAUGAAUUAAAACCUUUGCAUUGGUUUGCAGCCCAUUUACAUGUUCGUUUUACUGCUGUUGUACAUCAUAAUAAAGAUGAUGAAGAGAAAGGAACUCAAACAGAUGAAAUAAAAUCUUCGAUAAAUUCUUCUCGAGUUACAAACUUUUUGGCAUUGGACAAACCUAUGGGCAAUGAUAAUCGACGUAGAUUUUUGGAAUAUAUUGAUAUACCUAUUUCUGAAGAUUCUUCUAUGGAAUUGUGUUAUGAUCCUAUAUGGCUUGCUAUACUUCGAACAACAGAUCAUUUAACAAAAUUUACGGACCGUUUUAUUAAUUUACCUCUUGAAACACCAUCAAAAAAUGUUGAGGAAAUAACAGAACGUUUCGACUUUCGCCCAACAAAAGAAGAAUUAGAAACUGUCAAUACUUUAUUUUCUUCUGAUUUUCAUAUUCCUUUAAGUUUUCAACGUACAGCACCGCCAGAAAUUGAACCUUUGAUAGGCAAAGGAAAACCUAAUCGACAACCUAGUUUAUAUUAUCGAAAUCCUCAAAGUCAACAAUUUUGUGAAAAACUUGGAAUUCAAGAUUUAAAUCUUCAAUUUGCUCAAGCUUCAGUAAAUUACCUUGGAAUUCCUUAUUUUCUUUCCAAAAAUACACAAUCAUCGAUUAGUGAGGAAAUCAGUACAAAAACAACCAAUGAAUCAACGAACAAUGGAAAGAAUCCAGAAGAAAUUGAUUUGGAAGAAGAUGAGUUUGGUCAAAAUGAUUUUAUUGUUGAUGUUAAAGGUUCUUUAAAGAAUUCAGAGAAUGAUGAAAAAUAA